AAGUGAGUAUGGAUGAUUAUUUCUUUCGUACCUUGUUAUGGGGAGGAUUGGCCUACAUUGGCAUUUCCGGUUUAAGAUUGCUUUUUCGUGGAGAGAAGAAAGAAAGUAAUGCCUCUACGAGAGUACGAAUGUACAUAAAAGGAAGAGAAUGUGAUGCAGCAAAGGAGAGAAGUUUUGUCUGAAGUAUUGGCUUUUGUAAAUUUAAAAAUCCAAUCAAGAGUACAACCUUUUCAUUAGCUCCUACAUCACUCGACAUGGUUUCAAUGGCUGGAUGUAAUUUCUCACUACUUGUUUGAGAUUGAGAUUUGGGCAUUGACUUUUCUCGCCAUCAAUCAAUGAAGCAUAUAGUUAAGAUUUUGACGUUAUUGGUGGCCGUAUCAGCUCUGUGGAUUGGCCUCUUGCAGACAUCUAUAUUACCACAUGGCCAUACUUGGUUGCUACCCAUCUAUUUAAUUGUCUCCCUGGGAUGCUAUGGUCUAUUGAUGGUUGGAAUCGGUCUAAUGACAUUUCCAACUUGCCCUACAGAAGGACUGUUGCUACAGAAGGACAUAGAUGAGGCCAAAGAGUAUCUUAAGCAGAAAGGGGUUGACAUAAAUUCUAAUUGACAGAUUUUGCAAUCCUUUGCCUUCUCUCCUCUUUAUCAGAUUUCGGUUGGUUUGAUUACGGUGAACACUUCAUCCAUCUCAAAGGGCCUUUUUGAUAUGAAUCCUUAUGAAAGACAGUGAAUGUGGAUUCAUGUAUAGAACAGAAUUGUUCUUUAUAAUUCUGUCCGUUAGUAACAUAAUCUUUCAUUUAAACAUUAUGUCUGUUGAGUGUUGUCUGGAUUUUAAUCCUUAUGAAAGGCAGUGAAUGUGGAUUCAUGUAUAUUGUAUUUUUGGCCGACCAUUUCUCUUUGUGAAGAAAUAAGGGCCAUAUUCCUUUUUGUCUAUGCCUUUGGAGAGCCUAUCAGCAGCCUAUCUGUUCUGAUUAAUGUAUAUCUGUUGAAUGUUGUCUGGGUUGAAGAUCAAA
Messenger RNA from Benincasa hispida (wax gourd), 1008 nucleotides. The record is from RefSeq and is a predicted model, not a curated record. NCBI's taxonomy places the organism in Eukaryota, Viridiplantae, Streptophyta, Magnoliopsida, Cucurbitales, Cucurbitaceae.